AUGGCCGAACCCGAAGCAUUAGCCACCUCUCCUUGCGCUCCCCCAGUGCUCUCACUAGAAACAGCUAAAUAUUUGGAUGAUAUUCGCCCUAGCAUCCAAGCUGCCCUCGAGAAAGGUCCCGGCAAUCUGUUAAAGAAAUGGGCACCAGCUGCAGAAGUCUACUCCGACCCCGACAUCAUCGCUCACCUAACUAGUCUAAACCUCUGGGAAGUUUCUGAAAGCCUCUGCAUUGGUAUUCAUGAACUGGGCUGUUUUCAACAAGACCCGAUCAAUCGCGACCGCGUUGCGAGCCUGUACACCAAAACCGAUAAAUUUCUCGUUAAUGGGUCUGCCGCUGGCAAAACUCGCCUAUCCUAUGAGGGACUCUGCGUGAACUGGGGCUUCUUGUUCACGCUGGUGAGAGAUCCACCUCUCGGCGCGCAAGACAUUUCGCCCCACUUCAUCUUCGGAGAAUUCUCCACACUUUGGGGAGUGUCUGAAACACUCUCUGCACCACUUGUCGCCCGCCUACUGGUCUUCAAGGUCUUCCUGCAGGUUGCCUGUGCUAUUUCGAACGCCACCCUAACCAACGAUCAUAAACGGUCUUGGCUGCUGAUCCAACUAGUUCCAGAAUUGAUUCGGAUGAAUUGGGACGAUGACGUUUUCCGCACACUGCGUCGUUUGAUUGCGCAGCAUGAUCAAACCAAUCUUCGCCAUCUCGCGGCGGACGCUAUGGCAGACAUUUACAACUUGUUGCCCAGCGAAGACCGCCAUCUCUUCAUUGUUAUGGACCAAGCUCAAGUAGCGGCUCGUCGUCGACAGCUUUUCGGGCCAGAACACUUCAUCGAAGAAAUUCUCAAAGCAUGGAUUCCGCUGAUGAGACCACCCUCGUCUCCAUUAGAAUCAAACUUUAUCUUCGUUGGAACGGAGAUGCCCAAGGAUAUCGGCCCUUUUGGGACUGGAUUUACCUGGGUCUCAGGUACUGGUGCUUUCGACGAUCCUGUGCGUCAAGAAGUCUAUGUCCGGAAAUUCCUACCCCCAAAGAUUUGCGACUCCAAUUCCGGCCGGCAUCUUCUCACCAGAAUAUGGCGUUGGCUACGGGGAAGGCACCGUCUCACUGCGAGCUUUGUUCAAGCCCUAAUCUCGGAAGGACUUGAAUACCCUCACACGUACUUGAACGUUUUCUUCCAGCAUAGCUCUGGUCUAGAACUACAAGACGCUAAAGACUUUAUUGCAAAGGAAAAAUGCUCCCAGGAAAUACGAUCUGGAUGGAAACACUACCAGUUGAAUUCUCCCAUGCGUUUCCAAAAGCUGAAGCCUGAGGCGCAGGAACUGUUUCAAACAAUUUUGUAUCGGAUGAUGACAACACAAACACCAUCACUACAGCUGAGUGAGGCGUACACCUACCUCGUCAACAAUGCUGUAGCCCACUUUGUGGACGCCAACCAAUCAAUAGUUAGCGUUGACGAGCCUAUCGUUCUUGCGGCAGCAGCUUCACAGUCGCUAGAAAGUGGAUGGUAUCAGCGGCCCGUCAGCCUCGAGCAACAUAUCAAUCUGGCACAGUUGCCUGCGACUGCAGCAUUGCAUUGUCUCCUAUUCUACCUCGCCCGCACAACUCAUCUUGCCGCCCACAACUUCUUUAAAUUUGUACCUUCUAGUCGCUACCCAAGAUGGGCGUUUCGCGAUUGUCAACUGGUUUAUCUCUUCAGAGGCCCGGGCACAGAGGACAAACUCGGAUAUCGCUCCAUCAUGAUCACUGGGGAUCCAAUUCUGGACACAACAUGGCCCCUGGCUACGCAAACCGACUCUUUUGAAGAACUGAUUCGGUGGCUCGAAGGUCGAUAUGCGACCCCGUUCUGCGUAUACUCGAGAUCUAUCGGAGACGUGGUGUUUUUCUCACUUCGAACGUCAACGGGCACUUUCGUCCGCGUUGCACUAAAGGUCGUGUUCUCUGCUGAAGAAGUCACGCUUGAUGUCUGGGACGAGGCUUACAAGAGCCUCCAGGUAGAGAAUAUCAUCCCCGACCCUGAACAGCAUCUUGCCCGCUUCAAUGAUGCUUUGAAAUGUGUGCCUCACGGGAAACUCGCGCAGCACAAGGUGCAGCGUGUUGUGUCUUUCCUCCGCGGCAACGAUCCGGGACCCGAUCCGCGACCCACAAUAUUCCAGUCCAGCGAGAGUGAUAGCGGUGACUCUGCAGUUCUUAAUGCGCUGUAUUUCAGGGAGCCCUUGAAGACUCCGUUACUCGAUAGCAUGCUGGCUGGAAUAGGGGGAAGUUGCAGCCCCAAGUCAAGGCGGGAUGUGGGUCAACCGUUGCGCAAGCAGUUGAAGCGGAAAAGAUCUCGGUCAGAUCUAAAGUAUUAA
This is a messenger RNA of Mycena indigotica, 2340 nucleotides long. RefSeq lists its product as uncharacterized. The transcript is spliced from 5 exons. Bases 1 to 2340 code for a protein of 779 amino acids. Lineage: Eukaryota; Fungi; Basidiomycota; Agaricomycetes; Agaricales; Mycenaceae. The record is from RefSeq and is a predicted model, not a curated record.